Messenger RNA from Gadus morhua (Atlantic cod), 4620 nucleotides. RefSeq names its product testis and ovary specific TOPAZ 1 (gene topaz1). The record is from RefSeq and is a predicted model, not a curated record. NCBI's taxonomy places the organism in Eukaryota, Metazoa, Chordata, Actinopteri, Gadiformes, Gadidae. The coding region runs from base 861 to 4142 and encodes 1093 amino acids. The transcript is spliced from 20 exons. Gene Ontology annotation, biological process: spermatocyte division.
CGUACUCUGCGAUUAGGGAAUGGCGGCCGGCGGGCCUCUGGACACCUAACGACAAGUUGAAUGAAGGCCCCCACCAAUAACACAAAUGCUUCCGAAAAACGGUCUCAAGGGUGUAAAGACCGAGGUUGCCGAGGAUGCCUUUACACGCACGCCACACCGAGGAGUAAAGAGGCCGCAGAGGAACCAUGUAGCACGCAAUGGGAAGACCGAUGGGGUAGAAGUAGAAAGACCUCACACGAGAGGCAAGUAUGCUCAAAGCGGUCCCAACACCAGAAGUAGGUCCAGAUCUUCUGAACUCAAACAAGUUUCUGGUAGAUUAAAUUUACUUUGUAGCACUUGUUGGAAUCCAGCUGGGCAUUUGUCUAAAGCACAGACCACAAUAAAAGUGAAAAAGGAGUCGGAGCAGAAAGUAAACCGUCGCCGUAAAGGCUCGGCGCCGCGUGCUGCUUGCCCAAGGCCCCGGCGAGGCGCGAGUGCACACGUACACACUGAGAGAGGCGCCCGGGCUCUGUCUUCCUCCGAGGGGUCACCGAAAACGUACCGCUUGAAAUUAGAUCUCACCAAAACGUCUAGUAUCGGUGGCGAUGUGGACGACCUAGUUAUAGACAGUAUUGGUCGCAAAGUAAAGCCGGAACGAUCUGGGAGGUUCAGAUCGCUGAGGGCCGCCUGGUGUCAGCCACAGGUCGCAACGGCAGAUCCCGCCCGAGUCCUUAAAAGAAAACAAAUACAUCUCACUGGAAUCCCAAGUAAGGUUCAUUAUGUGCAGUAUCUACCACACUAACGCAAUUCUUCAACGUUUCAGAAACAGACAAGUUUAGCUGUAAGCUGUGUUGUGUCUAGAUAUCAAUGGCCAUGGCAGCAUGAUUAACAGUGAGUUGAUAGAUAUGGACACUAGAGGCCACAGAGAAGUGAUAGAGAAACCGCCCAACUCCCCAGCUGGCAGUCCGAGGCAUGGUCUAGGGGAGAAUAUGGCAAUUCAAGAGGAAACUACUGACCCCUCGGACAGCGAACCAGAAGACGCAGGAUUUUCAUGCCAAAGAGCAAGAGUCCAUUUGAAGGAAAUGUACUGGUCGUGUGCACGCACAUACAUGCCCUGGCCCUUCUCUAACGGGGGUCCAAAGAUUUCCAUUCCUCUCUCAAGUCCCAGUGUUAGUGAAAGCGCAACAACCUCCACGCUAUUGAUUUCUGAACCUGAGGAUGGAGGCCUUCUCCCAGCGAUGCCUUGUUUCUUGCCACUUGCAUUUGCUAACCCAAACAAGGAUGCCCCGUCGCCAAACUCCUUAGUUUCCUCGCACGGACAUGAGGUCCGUGCUGCUGACGAUUCACCAUGGCACGAUGAAGAAAAGGACAUGGAUUCAUCAAGUUCUACUCAUUCCUCCACGCUUUCACAGAAUUAUGAAACUUUUUCUCCAUGUAACUUCAAUAUUAUGACUUCAGAAAAACAAGACACUAGAGAGGUCUUGUUGCACAGUGUUCCAGUGGAACCGUGGUCAAAGAUUUACAUGGAUCCUUCUCUCCCUCGGCCACUGCUCUCUCCUCUCUCCUCACCGACCAAGCCGUCCUACACAAGACUCCUGCCAAACCAGAGGAGCCAAGAAACCAAAGUUUCUGUUGCGUCCUCUUUGGAUUUUAGGACAGACGUUCUUGAUGAGAUCACGGCCUACGAGAACGAUAUACUACUCGUUAAAGUGGUCCAGGAUGACCCAGAUCUGUUUGAUAACCUGCCUAAGCAGAGCAUGUUAAAACCGGGCCCUGCACUUCAAGGGUCACCUAAAAUCCCACCCGGGGGAUUCAUGUCUCGAGCUGGCAGAGCUUUGUUUGAGGCCAAAAAAAGAGUUACUUCAGCACCAGUCCAGUUCUACGUGAGAUCUUUAUUUGCUGAUCCAAUUGAAGAAGAGAGCGAUAGCAGACCGUGGCGUGCCGAACGUUCCACUCCUUCCCCGACGGCAAGCAACAGCUGGCCCACAACCAACCCAGUUGUUGGACCCACAACCAACCCAGUUGUUGGACCCACAACCAACCCAGUUGUUGGACCCACAACCAACCCAGUUGUUGGACCCACAACCAACCCAGUUGUUGGACCCACCACCAACCCAGUUGUUGGACCCACCACCAACCCAGAUGUUGGACCCACCACCAACCCAGUUGUUGGACCCACCACCAACCCAGUUGUUGGACCCACCACCAACCCAGUUGUUGGACAGAACAAAUUUGACACCAACAACAACCAAACCGGGGACACCUCUGAUUGGCCCCUGACUAUUCAGGCAAACAAACCCCUGUUUAAUUUGUUUGGAUCCAAGGACUCUGACAAUGGAGUGGUGCAGCCAGCAGGGCAUAGGUUGAAAAUCCGAGAGGACCUGCAGGUUUUAAAGCGGCAUCAGUCUACAACUUACUGUAAGUUUUACUUCAGUGAGAAGCAGUCGUGUUACUACAAAUUCUGCCGAUUCCCACACUCGCCUGUUAAAGGGGAUGAAAAGUUUUGUAUGGAGACUGUCCUACGAUUUACCAAGAAUCAACUGUGCUUGCAAAAAGCAAGUACUGUGUUUGUAGAGUACUACCAGAAGAACUCUCCUGGGGUGUUUUUCUCCCACCACGUGAUGACGUGUCUUCUGUGGUCGCUGCUCAAGGCUGGCCUCUUCACAAGCAUCCUCUCAGUCCUCAACCGCGUCGUCGCACACCAGAUCCCACCGGUACCAGAGUUCCUGCUGGAGCUCUUCAAUGUUGUGCGAGAACAGGACCUCAAUGCAAUCCUACCUGAACUCACAAGGAUCACAUCCCAGAUUUCAAUGUCGGCCCUGCCGGCGAGCAUGGACAAUGCCCAGAUGAGUCCCGAUAUCCACGGCAACACUCUAUUGGUGACGGCAGACAUUUCUGUACUUCAAAGGUUCUCCCCCCCACUCACCACCACCACCCCAAGCAAUGGCUUCCCUGAAAGUCUGAACCUGGCCAACACCCUUGUGGAAGUGGAGCUCUGCAUCAAGCUGGAGAACUGGCCACGGCUGGGCUCGGUGUUCAGGAGGGUGUGCCAGUCCGGACUGCGCCCCUUGGACCUGGAGCAGCUCAGCGGGCGCAUCACCGUAGCCCUCCUGUCCGAGGCCAGCGGCAAACUGGCCAUUCCCUUCGCCGUCUUCACGGACAUGGUCUCACAGGAGGGCGUCGAUGACCUCAUGAAGACCACCCUUGGUCGAAUAGGGGUCUCCCUCAUGCUUAGAUACUACAAAACCCACCAGUGGGAGAAGGGUCGGCGAGUGGUGGAGAUUCUGUCCAGCAUUCAGGUUGCCUUCUCGACUCUGAAAGUCUUCUUUUGCAACAAGCGCGCUGUUUCUCGCUGCUCCCUGAUCACCAUGGCUUCCAAGCUCUUCCUGCGGAGCGGCAGCAUAGAGGGUGCGCUCAACACACUCAGAGACAAUGAGUGGUUCCUGGCCUCCUGCUCGUGGCCCUGUAGGCCUGAGGACCUGGAGGAACGCACCCAUCUGCUGCUGCGGCUGGCAGAGAGCACGGCCCAAAGGGACGCGCUGGAGAUCCUCUCAAACCUCCCGGGCCUCAAAGAGCCCAACGAGUCUGUGGACAUCUCCCAGUACGGAGCCGUGUUCAACGCUCACCUGCAGGAGUGCAUGGCGAAGCGGAUGCUGCCCAUGGCGUCAGACGUGGCGGAGCUGAUGCUGUGCAAGCAGCUGGAGGUGCAGGCGGGCCUGCUGCAGACCCUCCUCGACAAACUGGGCAAGCAAAGCCCCUGGCACCGCGCGCGGGAAAUAUUUGUCCGUGCGCUGAACGCCGGCUACUACCCCGAAGUCGCCGCGUCUCGGGGCCUUCAGUCCCUGUGCGUCCCCCCGACCCUGGGAGAGAUGGAGAUGGCUCUCUGCCUCGAGAUGCUCAUGUCCACCAACCUCUCCUUGGAGCUCCAACCGGCGGUCCUCUGCAUCACCGUCCAACGGAGCGUCACCUGCGAGAGGGUUUAUCUGUCGGCCAGCAACCGGCUCCUCUCGGCGGCGGCCGUCCUCCAGCCCAGGCUGACGCUUCACUACACCGCCAACAACUCCUCCCAGGAGCAUGAGUUCACGCUGGACACGCCCUCGGCGCGCACCUGGCUCAAGCAAAACCGCUCGUGGGCCAGCGGGAUGUGGAGCCGCCUCUCCUAGCGGUCACCCCAGCUGGCACCUCCCCUUCCACUGCCCCGCCUGCGGCCACGCUCGCCGAUCAAACCCCUCCUCGACGUACUCUCAUUCCGAGCCGGGAGAAGGCGCCUGCAUCCCCCCUACGAGGGCCCCAGGAAUACCAGACACGGAGUCAUGGUAUUAAAGAAGAUGAAUGAAGGAUUGUGUGUUAGGCCGAGGACUGUGCUGCGUAUUUGAUACUUGGUCGUGCAGCAUGAAAUGGUUUCCUUUAUUUGGAUUUAUUUCGUCUUUUACAAUUAUUUUCCAUAACCAAUAUGGAUUCCUUUUCAUUUGCUGUUAAAGGUUGCAUAGUUAUGUGUAAUGUAAUAGACAGAGUUGGUUCAUGUUUAUGCAUAUUUGUUUUAAGGUUACCUUUAGAAUUCUGUUGAAUACACUGCUGUGACAGUUCACUAAUCCUGGCUUCUUUUGUAGGACGGUUUUUUAAUAAACGUAUUCAAUUAAU